UGGAAUAUCGUAAUAAAUUUGCUGUACACAGUUUAUUCUCGUCGUAGUAGUCGUCGUUGUUGUUGUUGUUGUUAUAUUUGUUGUUGUUGUUGUUGUUGUUAUAUUUGUUGUUGUUGUUGUUGUUAUAUUUGUUGUUGUUGUUGUUGUUAUAUUUGUUGUUGUUGUUGUUGUUAUAUUUGUUGUUGUUGUUGCUUUACAUACAGUUGCAGCGAUUUUCGUUUCUUGUGCUAGCGCACAAAUUUUCGUGUCGUUGACGCAAGUUUUAUCAUAAGUUCCUUUCUUUUUUUUUCAAGAUGAAAGACAUUUCCACCUUAAAAUAAUAAAGUGUAGAAACAGUGACUUAUCUUGUUCUGUGUCAGUAUCGACUUUCAAAACAAAUAUUUGCUAAUCUGAUCAAUGUGCGAGAACAUCCUCAGUUGCACGGAAUUCCUCACAUGCGUAAUCCAUGUUUAAAUAUACAAUUAAAUGAUUUCGUUUCAAUAGAAAGAGCAGACAAAGAAUGGCCGAAUCAAAGUUUACAAAUAUCGAUGACUUCUCAGAGCAGACCUCGCAGAUAUUAAGAAGUACAUCGUUUUCUGAUCCCGAGAUAAAGAAUUCAACAAAACAGACCAAAAUGGAUGCUUUGUGUGAAUUAACUACGAAAAUUACGAAACGUCCAGCAAACUACGACAUACCCGCACCAGAUUACGAAAGAGCGUUCGAUUACAACAGCAACGGAUAUUUGAGUCCAGUUGAAAAUAUCUCUGGCGAUCAGGAAUUCCUCACAGCCGCUUUUAUUCGCAAAAAUAUGUCGUCGCAAAUGAAAGAUAUUUCGAAAGAUAUUCAAAUGAGGUCGAAGCAGGAUACUCAAAAAAGACCAGAAUUUCUUACCAAACAACAUCAAAUGAAAUCUGCGGCGUUGCGUAAACAAGAAGAAAAAAAGAAGGAAGAGUCGAAUGAACUGUUUGCAAAACUCAAGUCUCGAUCGCAGCAAAUAAAACAGGUUGAAGAACAAAAUCAAGAAGAGAAAAAUAAGCCGGAAUUCAUGAAAAUUAAAUUAAAACCCAAACAACCGCUAUUGUCCAAUCAUAGCGUUUGUUCGGAUAAAAACCUAACCACCGUACGUCCAGUCAACUAAAAUAGGGCACAAGAAAGUAUUGGAGAAUACUCGGUCUAACACUUUAGUAAGAAACCUGAGUUGUUAUUGUGGGUUUUUUUUUUAUCAAACUUUUAUGUAGAUAGAUUAUUUUAGUGGAAAAUUUUAUAAUUAUGUAUAUAUUUUAAUAAUGCUGCUAUAAUAAACCAGAAAUUUGUUAAUUUCAUGA
Molecule: messenger RNA, 1304 nt
Organism: Hydractinia symbiolongicarpus
Lineage: Eukaryota; Metazoa; Cnidaria; Hydrozoa; Anthoathecata; Hydractiniidae
Exons: 5
Coding region: 500-1117 (205 amino acids)
Source: RefSeq, a predicted model, not a curated record